GAUAGCUGGCUGGCUGGGGCGUGCGGGCAGAACCCUCCGGAGUGUGCGACAGCCGCCGGGGCUGUAGUAAGAAGCGGGGAGGGGUGCGGAUGUAAACAUUGGACAAUGGCCCCUUUAGACACUGAUACAACAGCAAUCUAGCAAUGGAACAAAGAAAAAAUGACAGUUUUGUCCCAAGUAUCACACAACUGGAACACUUUUUGACAGAACACGACUCCAAUGUUGUUUGGCUAUUAGUGGCUACAAUCUUGUCUUGUGGAUGGAUUAUCUACCUAACUUAUUAUAAUUCCCGAAAUGUUGGACUUAUUUUAACAUUGGUUCUGAACAGAUUAUAUAAACAUGGCUACAUCCAUAUUGGUUCCUUUUCAUUCUCUGUCCUAUCCGGAAAAGUCAUGGUUCGUGAAAUCUAUUACAUUACAGAAGACAUGUCUAUCAGAAUCCAAGAUGGAUUUAUUAUAUUUCGCUGGUGGAAAAUGUACAAUCCAAAGCAGAAACAACAUGAUCCAAAAGCAGAAACCAGACUGUAUAUCAUGGUGAAUGACUUUGAAUUUCACGUCUACAACCGCUCUGCCCUUUAUGGACAACUUCAGGAAUUAUUUGGUCUAGAUCCAACAAUAAUUCCAGCAAGGAAAGAGGAUGAAAAAGCACAAGAAAAUGGAAGACACACAAGGCACUCCAAUCUUGAAAGUGUUAAAGUAAAAACAGAAUCUCAAGACCCUUCCUCUUCAUGGAGAUCCCUUAUUCCUGUAAUCAAAGUCAAUGUUAGCACAGGUCGCUUGGCAUUUGGGAAUCAUUAUCAGCCACAAACACUCUGCAUUAACUUUGAUGAUGCUUUCUUAACAUACACCACGAAACCACCUUCAAGUCACCUUGACCAGUUUAUGCACAUUUUGAAGGGAAAACUGGAAAAUGUCAGAGUCAUGUUAGUUCCCAGUCCAAGAUACGUUGGUCUUCAAACUGAUGAGCCACCAAGGUUAAUGGGAGAAGGCUUUGUUGUAAUGCAGUCCAAUGAUGUUGACAUCUAUUAUUACAUGGAUGAACCAGGUCUUGUACCAGAGGAGACAGAGGAAAAUAAUGAUGGAGAAACAAGCGAUGAAGACAGUAAACUGCAAGACCUGCCUCCAUGUUGGGGAUUAGACAUUGUAUGUGGGAAAGGAACAGAUUUCAACUAUGGACCGUGGGCUGACAGGCAAAGGGACUGUUUGUGGAAAUUUUUUUUCCCCCCAGAUUACCAGGUUAUGAAAGUCUCAGAAAUUGCACAACCUGGCAAGCCAAGACAGAUCCUUGCUUUUGAGUUGCGGAUGAAUAUCAUUGCAGAUGCCACUAUUGACUUGCUGUUUACCAAAAACAGGGAAACCAAUGCUGUACAUGUAAACGUUGGAGCAGGCUCGUAUUUGGAAAUAAAUAUUCCUGUGACAAUCAGUGAAAAUGGCUACUCCCCUGCAAUUAAAGGACAGCUUUUACACGUCGAUGCCACCAGCAGUAUGCAGUACCGAACUCUUCUAGAAGCAGAAAUGUUAGCUUUUCAUAUUAAUGCCAACUAUCCCCGGAUAUGGAACAUGCCGCAGACAUGGCAAUGUGAAGUUGAGGUUUAUAAAGCAACCUAUCACUUUAUCUUUGCUCAAAAAAACUUCUUUGCAGAUUUGGUUCAAGACUGGUCUAGUGAUAGUGCUCCUGAUAUUUUCUCAUUUGUUCCCUACAUAUGGAAUUUUAAAGUAAUGUUUCAUCAAUUUGAAAUGAUUUGGGCAGCAAAUCAACACAACUGGAUUGACUGUUCCACCAAACAGCAGGAAAAUGUUUAUCUGGCAGCCUGUGGGGAAACUUUAAACAUUAUUUUCUCUCUGCCUUUCACUGACUUUGUUCCAACCACAUGCAAUACUAGGUUCUCUUUAAGGGGAGAAGAUGUCGAUCUUCAUUUAUUUCUACCAGAUUGCCAUCCUAGUAAAUAUUCUCUUUUUAUGUUGGUGAAAGAUUGUCAUCCUAAUAAAAUAAGUCCUGAAUCCUGUAUUUCGGCUGAAUGUCAAAGUGGUCAAAAAACAGGCAAGCCCAGGUGGAGGAAUAUUACUCAAGAAGAGGCUGGAUGGGUUGAAUGCUGGACUGUACCAAGUGUUACAUUCACAAUUGACUACACUUGGCAUCCAAUUUAUCCACAGAAGGCAGAUGAACAGUUGAAGCAAUCAUUGUCAGAAAUGGAAGAAACUAUGUUAUCUGUACUAAGGCCAUCACAGAAGACAGCCGAUAGAAUCAUUUCCUCUCACACAGCCUCAGCUCGCCUUCCUGUUGAUCCCUCAGAACUUCCACCUGAUAAGCUACAUGUGGAACUAGAAGUCUCUCCAGAUUCUCAGAUAACCCUGUAUGGACCUCUACUAAACGCCUUUCUGUUUAUAAAGGAAAAUUACUUUGGAGAAGAUGACAUGUACACAGAUUUUGAAGAAGUCAUUUCAAGCCCUGUCCUAUCAAUGUCAACAUCUUCAAGCUCUGGGUGGACAGCAGUUGGAUUGGAGAAUGACAAAAAGGGAAUUGAGAGUUCAGCCAAACCAGUUCAUCCCCUAACCUUGCGCCCUUGGGACAUUACUGUACUUGUUAAUGUGUACAAAGUGCAUGGACGGCUACCAGUGCACGGCAGCACGGAUGGUCCUGAAUGCCCUACUGCUUUCUUGGAAAGAUUGUGUUUUGAGAUGAAAAAAGGAUUUAGGGAGACCAUGCUGCAACUUGUACUAUCCCCACUGAAUUUAUUCUUGAAUGACAACUAUCAGCGACCCUCUGUGGAUGAACUACUUAGAGAGGGCCAUAUCAGUCUGUCAGGUCUGCAGCUACGAGCUCAUGCUAUGUUUUCAGCAGAAGGUCUGCCGGUGGGAAGUGAUACUUUAGAAUAUGCCUGGCUGAUCGAUGUGCAGGCUGGCUGCCUUACAGCUAAGGUUACAGCACCACAGCUUACUUAUCUUCUGGAAUGGGGACAGAUGUUUAUGUUUCAUGUAAUGUGUCGAGAGUUUGAACUGGAAAGGCCAAAAUCUGUAAUAAUGUGUCAGCAUGGAAUUGAUCGUCGGUUUUGUGAAUCUAAGAUGAACUGUGUUCCUGGGCCAUGUCCAACAUCUGAUGAUUUAAAGUACACUAUGACACGCCUUGCAGUAGAUGGAGCAGAUCUGUAUGUUGUAGAGCAUGGUUGUGCCACCAAUAUAAAGAUGGGUGCUGUACGUAUUGCAAACUGUAACCUCCACAAUCAGUUUGUUGGAGAGGGUGUAAGUGCUGCUAUCCAAGACUUUCAACUGAGACAGUACAUUGAGCAGGUGAAUAACUGCAGAGUUGGUCUUCAACCUGCAAUACUGCGAAGGGCAUACUGGCUGGAAGCUGGGUCUGUCAAUUUGGGACUCAUCACUGCUGAUAUUGCCUUAGCUGGGGAUCAUCAUUCUAAACAUGAAGUGCAGAGACAUUUCUUAGAAACACAUGAUAGCAGAGUUAAGAGGUUGUGGUUUUUGUGGCCGGAUGAUAAUGUGAAGAACAAGAGAAGCAAGAACAAGUGUGGAUGUCUUGGUGGCUGCCGAUUCUUUGGUGGCACCAUAAUAGGACUAGACUUCUUCAAGCUUGAAGAGAUGACGCCUUCAAGCAGCUCUGCCUUUUCAAGUACAAGUGCAGAAUCUGAUAUGUUUUAUGGACAGUCUUUAUUGCAGCCAGGAGAAUGGAUUAUUACCAAGGAGAUGCCCAAAAUUAUAGAUAGUAAGACAAAUGGUGUAAAAAGAAAAGAUUGGGAUUGCAGAUCUGUGGGUAUAGAAAUAGAGAGAAAGGCCCAGCACCUGAGUCUGCAAGUACCAUUGCGAUCCCAUAGCUCCUCCUCAUCUUCAGAGGAAAACAGCAGUUCCAGUGCUGCACUUCCCUUGCUUGCAGGUGAGAAGGAAAGCCCUUCUUCUGCUACUGAAGAUCACAUGGGACAAAAGGAGUUUGUGUCUGGCGCAAAAAGAGAGGAUGGUCAUGGAAGUACUCCAGGAGAAGUUUCAGGAAGCAGUCCUGUGUCUCCUAACAACCAAGAAAGGUCUGUAGGACAGUCUCCCCUCAGGUCUCCUUUGAAACGGCAAGCAUCUGUGUGUUCUACCCGACUUGGGAGCACCAAGAGUCUUACUGCAGCAUUCUGUGGUGACAAGCAGCCUGUUCCAGUUGGUGUUCAGUUCAGUAGUGAUGUCUCUCGCAGUGAUGAGAAUGUCUUGGACUCUCCAAAGCAGAGGAGAAGCUUUGGUUCUUUUCCAUACACGCCAUCUGCAGAUUCAAAUUCAUUUCACCAGUAUCGCUCAAUGGACUCUAGCAUGUCAGUGGCUGAUAGUGAAGCCUAUUUUUCAGCAGCUGAAGAGUUUGAACCAAUAAGCAGUGAUGAAGGUCCAGGAACCUAUCCAGGGAGGAAAAGGAGAAAAAAGCAAGCCCAGCAAAUCGAGUAUAGUAGAGGGUCAAUCUAUCACAGUGUAGAAGGACCUCUAACUAGUACAGUCCAUGGAGAAGCCAGUCAAGAUCCAAAGACUUUGCCAAUAAAGACUCAUGCUUCACAGGCUUCAUUUGUUUCAGCAGUGGGAGGAGAAGAUGAACUUGUUGAGCACAUGAAUAUCAUGGAAGCUGAGAAGGCUGUAGAAAGUGAUCAGAUAACUUCCCAACAGCCUAUAAUGACCUGCUACCAAAGUUACCUUACCCAGUUUCAGGUGGUCAACUGGUCAGUAAAGCAUCCAACAAACAAAAGAACCUCAAAAUCUUCCUUACAUCGGCCUUUAGACCUUGAUACCCCAACUAGUGAGGAAAGCUCCUCGUCUUUCGAUCAUCUUUCUGUUCCAACUUUUAAGAUUGUUAAACAGGGUCUCACAGCUAAUGCUUUGCUGGACAGAGGCAUGCAGCUUACAGGAUCAUCAUCCAAUACACCCUAUACUCCUUUGGAAAAGAAAACAAUGGAUAAUACAGAUGAUGAAACAAUCACAGAAGAAUGGACCCUUGAUCAUCCGGUCUCCCAGACUAGAACAACAGCAAUAGUGGAAGUAAAAGGAACUGUAGAUGUUGUUCUUACUCCUCUGGUAGCAGAAGCUUUAGACAGGUAUAUAGAAGCAAUGGUACAUUGUGCUAGCACUCAACACCCAGCAGCAAUUGUGGAUGAUCUACAUUAUAAGGUCCUCAGAGAAGCUGUACAGAACAGCAAAACAACCUUUUCAGAGAAUUUAUCUUCCAAACAGGAUGUUAGAGGAACAAAAACAGAGAACCCUGCUACAGGAACAACAAACCAAGGACAGGCACAAACUAAUCUUUCACUUAAGCAAGAUAAUGUGAAAAUUAAAGGUCUUCAGGCCAAUGUUACCAUACCCAAGGUAAACUUGUGUUUAUUGCAAGCAUCGGUUGAAGAAACCCCAGGCAUUGCUUCUGGCAAAACUGUGACUCAUGUUUCCUUAGUAUCUUUGUGUUUUGAUAGAAUUGCUACACAAGUUCGUAUGAACAGGGGUGUGAUUGAAGAGACUUCAAACAAUGCAGAUACUGGGAGGAAUUCAGUAACAUUUGAUCGGUACAUCCAUUCCAGUAAAAUGCAGCCCCAGUCUUCUGGCUCACUGAGAUCAAAUGCUGGAGCAGAAAAAGGAAAAGAAAUUGCUGCCAAACUGAACAUUCAUCGUGUUCAUGGACAGCUUAGAGGCCUUGAUACAACAGACAUUGGGACUUGUGCAAUAACAGCGAUUCCUUUUGAGAAGUCAAAAGUUCUUUUUACUUUGGAAGAGUUGGAUGAGUUUACUUUUAUCGAUGAAACUGAUCAGCAAGCUGUUCCAGAUGUAACUCGAAUAGGUCCCAGCCAAGAGAGGUGGGGCUGGAUAAUGUUUGAAUGUGGAAUUGAAAAUUUAACAAUAAAAGGUGGAAGACAAUCUGGAGCUGUUUUAUAUAGUACUUUUGGAGUCAUGGGUAAAUCUAGUGCCACAGAGAGGGGUGGAUUACUUGCAUCCAACAAUUCUUCAGAUUCUCCAACUGGAAGUGGUUAUAAUACCGAUAUGUCUGAUGAUGAUAAUCUUCCUUGUGAUAGAAGUCCCUCUUCAGACAUAAAUGGAAAUUCAGUUUCAGAUGAACAGGAUGAAGGAGUUGAAUCUGAUGAUCUGAAAAAAGAUCUUCCUCUAAUGCCUCCCCCACCUGACUCCUGCAGCAUGAAGCUGACAAUCAAAGAAAUUUGGUUUAGUUUUGCAGCUCCCACUAAUGUGCGCUCUCCUGCCCAUAAAUUUUCAAGGCAACUGAACCUACUGAGCACUGCAACUCCUGCUGUUGGUGCGUGGCUUGUUCCCGUUGAUCAACUGAAGUCUUCAUUAAACAGAUUAGAAACUGAAGGAACUCUAAGGAUCUGUGCUGUCAUGGGCUGCAUAAUGACAGAGGCAUUAGAGAAUAAAAGUAUGCACUUCCCUUUGAGAAGCAAAUACAACAGACUGACUAAAGUGGCUCGUUUCCUACAAGAAAAUCCUUCCUGUUUGUUGUGUAAUAUACUGCAUCACUACCUUCAUCAGGCAAAUUAUUCCAUCAUUGAGGAUGCUACCAUGAGUGAUGGCCUUCCUGCAUUAGUGACUUUAAAGAAAGGUCUAGUUGCACUUGCUAGGCAGUGGAUGAAAUUCAUUGUGGUGACACCAGCUUUCAAAGGAGUUAGUUUACACAGACCAACUCAGCCGUUGAAACCACAGACAACUGCACACCAUGAGCAUGAGGAUGGAGUUGGAUUAGACAGUGGAGGUGGCCUUCAGAGUGACACAAGUGCUGAUGGAGCAGAGUUUGAGUUUGAUGCAGCUACAGUCAGUGAACACACAAUGCUCCUAGAAGGAAUAGCUAGCCGUCCUCCACCUGCUGGAGUUUCUUCUGGGCCUGUAACUGGGGCUGAGAUAAUGAGGAAAUUAUCCAAGACCCAUACUCACAAUGAUUCUGCUCUGAAAAUAAAGGGUAUACAUCCUUACCAGUCCUUGAGCUAUACUAGUGGAGACACAGCCACGGAUUCACCAGUGCAUGCUGGCCGUUCUGGAAUGCCAGUCAAGGAAAGUCCAAGAAAGGAGAGCCUACUCAGCUACCUUACCGGAAGUUUUCCUAGUUUGCAUAAUCUUCUUGAAGGGACUCCUCAAAGAAGUACUACAGCAGUUAAAAGUAGUUCUUUAACAAGAACAGGAAAUACCAUGGCCACAGACAUGUUAUCUGAACAUCCUUUAUUGUCUGAACCAUCAUCUGUGAGUUUCUAUAACUGGAUGUCAAAUGCUGUUGGCAACAGAGGAGGUGUAGUGCAAGAGUCUCCCAACACCAAAUCUGGACACAAUAGCCUUCCAACAGGUGUUGCACCCAAUCUUCCUACAAUACCUUCUGCUUCAGACUUCAAUACAGUUCUGUCGAGUGACCAGAACACUUUGGAUGGGACACAUUCUCAGCAUAGCACCAGUCAGGAUGACAUUGCAGGUGUAGAAGAGGGUAACCAGGGAUUUCCUGCUGUUCAACUUGCAGAUGCGCAGGUUGUUUUCAAACCUCUUCUGAGCCAUACAGGAAUUCAGUCUCAAGAUGCAGUGCCACUGUGCUAUAGAAUGUAUUUCGGAGAGUAUCUUUCAUUCUCAGGGACUUUGGACUGUCUCAGGGCAGACAUUGUUGAUUCAGAUACAACAAAAGAGAGAAAAAGCAAGAGAGCACGAAGGCAAGGAGCCGUCAAUCUUCCCCCACUUGAAUUCAAACCGGCAUUGAUGUUGGAAACUUUUAGCAUUAGUGCUGUUGUAAUGGAGAAGUCAAUGUGCACACCCCAAAACUCCACCAGUGCCCUUUCUUUUCAUGACCUGAACAAGCGUUACUAUAAUACUUUUCACUGUAAUUUUACAAUUUCCUGCCAGUCCAUAAGCCAGCACGUAGAUAUGGCUCUGGUUCGACUUAUUCAUCAAUUCAGUACAAUGAUAGACGAUAUUAAAGCCACACAGACGGACAUCAAACUUAGCAGAUACACUGCUGGGUCAGCCUCUCCAACACCUACCUUUAAAACCCGCAAACAUAGAGACUUUCGCUCUUCUGACUUUAGCCGCAGCUCCCGAGGAAGCAUCAAUGGAGGCAACAGAGUAAACAAUGCAAAGAACAAAAGAACCAAUAUUGAGAACAAUAAAAAAGAAUCUCGAAACAAGAAUUCUCUUGGGAGAUCAGAAAGAAGAACUUCUAAAGUAUCCAGGAAGGGUUCAAAAGAUGUAGUUGAUCACAUGACCAUUCAUAUGGAUGAUUCAGAUUCAAUUACAGUGUCAGAACAGAGUGAGCCAUCUGCAGAGUGCUGGCAAAAUAUGUAUAAACUGCUGAAUUUUUAUUCACUUAUCUCUGAUCCAACAGGGAUUUUAGAAAAAUCGUCUGAAACUUUUGGGCCAACAGGUGUUCGGAGCCCUACUGAACCUGCAUGUAGAGUUGUGUUUGAGAAUGAACAGGACAAUAGCAGCUUGAGCAAGACACAGAGGAAACGCAGUCUGGUUACUUCCGAACCUCAGCACGUGACUCUAAUAGUCUUUGGAAUAGGCAUGGUGAACCGCACGCACCUUGAAGCAGAUAUUGGUGGACUAACAAUGGAAUCGGAGCUGAAGAGGAUUCAUGGAAGUUUCACACUAAAAGAAAAAAUGAAAGAUGUUCUGCACCAAAAGAUGACUGAGACUUGUGCCACUGCUCAUAUAGGUGGUGUUAACAUUGUUCUGCUGGAGGGAAUUACACCAAAUAUCCAACUGGAGGAUUUUCCUACAUCUCCAACAAGUACAGCCAAACAAGAGUUUCUAACUGUAGUCAAAUGCAGUAUUGCCAAAUCACAAGCUCUUUAUAGUGCCCAAAGAGGAUUGAAAACAAAUAAUGCUGCAGUGUUGAAAGUGGGAGCUAUCAGCAUCAACAUUCCUCAACACCCUGCCACUCUACACAGCAUGAUGGUGCGCAGUUCUCACCAGCUUUCCAAACAGAUUUCAGAUCUCAUCAGGCAACCAUCAACAGCCCCACAGCCUGCAAAAGAAGAUGUUGCAACUCCAUUGCCCUCUGAAAAGACACCAACAAGUGUUAAUCAGACUCCAGUUGAAACGAAUGAAUUUCCACAACUGCCAGAAGGCUUAGAGAAGAAGCCCAUAGUUCUUAAAUUCAGUGCUAUGAUAGAUGGUAUAGCUAUUGGAGCAGCACUCUUGCCGUCUCUAAAAGCAGAAUAUAAGAUGGGAAGAAUGAGAAGUCAUGGAAUGACAGGUGCUCAAACAAGGUUUACAUUUGAACUUCCAAGUCAUAGAUUGCGGUUUACAUCAAAAGUUUCUGCCACUGAUAUGUCUACCAUUCCUCCUUCAGCAAGUCUUAAUCUUCCUCCUGUCACUAUGUCAGGCAAAUAUGUCAUGGAGGAACAUGACACCUAUUCAGAUCAAAUAUGGAGUAUAGAUGAGCUACCAACUAAACAGGGCUAUUAUCUACAAGGGAACUAUUUACGUUGCGUGGCUGAGGUUGGUUCCUUUGAACAUAAUCUUACAACUGAUCUUCUAAAUCAUUUAGUGUUUGUACAAAAAGUGUUCAUGAAGGAAGUCAACGAAGUCAUACAGAAAGUGUCAGGAGGGGAGCAGCCAAUUCCUCUUUGGAAUGAACAUGAUGGCACGACAGAUGGAGAGAAGCCUAAAAUUCUCCUGUACUCUUUGAGCCUACAAUUUAAGGGAAUUCAGGUGACAGCCACAACUCCAUCAAUGAGGGCCGUGAGAUUUGAAACUGGAUUGAUAGAACUUGAGCUCUCAAACCGAAUACAAACCAAAGCAAUGCCUGGAAGUACCAGCUACCUUAAACUGUUCGGUAAAUGCCAAGUGGAUCUGAAUCUGGCAUUGGGGCAAAUUGUUAAACAUCAGGUAUAUGAAGAAGCAGGUUCUGACUUCCAUCAAGUUGCUUAUUUUAAGACAAGAAUUGGAUUAAGAAAUGCUCUCAGAGAAGAAAUCAGUGGUUCAUCUGAUAGAGAGGCUGUGCUUAUUACUUUGAACAGGCCAAUUGUCUUUGCUCAGCCUGUGGCGUUUGACAGAGCUGUGCUGUUUUGGCUGAAUUACAAGGCUGCUUAUGACAACUGGAAUGAACAGAGGCUGGCUUUACAUAAGGAUAUUCACAUGGCUACAAAAGAAGUGGUGGACAUGUUACCUGGAAUCCAGCAAACAUCUGCCCAGGCUUUUGGGACACUUUUUCUUCAGCUAACUGUUAAUGAUUUGGGAAUUUGUCUGCCCAUCACAAAUGCACCACAGUCUAACCACACAGCAGAUCUUGACACUGGCUCUGCUUUAGUCCUGACCAUUGAAAGCACAUUAAUCACUGCCUGCUCUUCAGAGUCCCUGGUUAGCAAAGGACAUUAAAAUUUCUGUAUCCGUUUUGCUGAUGGUUUUGAGACGAGUUGGGAUGACUGGAAACCAGUACGAGGGGAUCUAGUCAUGAAUGCCUGUGUAGUGCCAGAUGGCACCUAUGAAGUCUGUUCAAGGACAGCAGGACAGGCAGCUGCAGAAAGCAAUAGUGCUGGAACCUGGACUCUCAAUGUAUGGAAGAUGUGCGGUAUUGAUGUCCACAUGGAUCCUAACAUUGAAAGAUUAAAUGCUUUGGGUAAUACCCUCACAACACUGACAGGAGAAGAAGAUGUUGAUGACAUUGCUGACCUCAAUUCUGUAAACAUAGUUGACCUAUCGGAUGAGGAUGAAGUUGAUACCAUGUCUCCCACUAUACAUGCAGAAACUGUUGAUUAUCGGCGACAGGGAGCAUCUGGUAGCCAAGCUGGCGAGCAGAGAGGAAGAAAAUUUGUGAAACGUUUAGUAGAUAUUAGGGAACUGAAUGAACAAGCCAAAGUAAUUGAUGACCUCAGAAAACUAGGUGCAAGUGAAGGAACUAUAAACCAAGAAAUCCAGCGUUAUCAACAAUUAGAGUCAGUAGCUGUGAAUGACAUUCGCCGAGAUGUCCGUAAAAAACUACGUAGGUCCAGCAUGAGGGCUGCUUCUCUGAAGGACAAAUGGGGCCUAGGUUACAAACCCAGCUAUAACCGAUCUAAAACAAUUUCAGCAUCUGGAAGACCACCUCUAAAAAGAAUGGACAGGGCAAGCUCUCGACUAGGAGACAGUGAAGAGCUCCCAGAAAUCCGUGUAGAUGCAGCAUCUCCUGGACCCAGAGUAACCUUCAACAUACAGGACCCUUUUCCAGAGGAGACAGAACUGGACCUUUUGUCAGUAACUGUUGAUGGUCCAUCCCAUUACUCAUCCGCUAGUGAAGGAUCAUGCUCAGUAUUCAGUUCACCCAAAACUCCAGUAGUCUUCUCACCAAGCAUUCCCUUCCAGCCUGAAGAGGGACGGCGGGAUGACAGUUUAUCUUCAACCAGUGAAGACUCUGAGAAGGAGGAAGACCAUGAGAGAGAGAAGGCUUAUUUUUACAGAAAACCACAGAAUACCACUCGUAAGAAAGCAACAGGCUUUGCUGCAGUUCACCAACUGUUUACUGACCGCUGGCCAACAACUCCUGGCAACAGAAAUGUGACUGGCACAACCACAGAGAGAAAUAUUGACUUUGAACUUGAUAUCAGAGUUGAAAUUGAUUGUGGAAAAUGUGUGCUGCAUCCAACAACGCUUCAGCAAGAGCAUGAUGAAAUCAGCUUAAGAAGAAGUUAUGAUCGGAGUUCCAGAAGUUUAGAUCAAGAGUCUCCUUCAAAAAAGAAGAAAUUUCAAACUAACUAUGCAUCUGCUACUCACUUACUUGCUGGCAAGAAAGUGCCGUCAUCUCUACAGACAAAGCCUAGUGACCUGGAAACUACAGUAUUUUACAUUCCUGGUGUAGAUGUAAAGUUACACUACAACUCUAAGACUUUGAAGACUGAAUCGCCAAAUGCCUCCCGGGGAUCCUCUUUGCCAAGAACCCUUUCCAAAGAGUCCAAGUUGUAUGGUAUGAAAGAUACUGCUACAUCUCCUUUAUCUAAUACUACCCACAGCAAGACUAAUACCUUACUUCUGCCCCAACCCCCACCCAUCCCAUCAGCCAAAGGGAAAGGAAGUGGUGGAAUAAAAACUGCAAAAUUGUAUGCAUGGGUUGCACUUCAGUCAUUGCCUGAGGAAAUGGUCAUUAGUCCGUGCCUACUCGACUUCCUAGAGAAGGCUCUGGAAACUAUUCCUAUUACACCAGUAGAGAGGAAUUAUGCAGCUGUCAGUUCACAAGAUGAAGACAUGGGACAGUUUGAAAUACAAGACGCCUUGGAGGAGUCCACAGCCUCACUAGUGUCAUCGUCAACAUCAGCAUACUCAUCCUUCCCUGUGGAUGUGGUGGUUUAUGUACGGGUUCAGCCUUCACAGAUCAAGUUCAGCUGCUUACCUGUCUCAAGAGUAGAAUGUAUGCUGAAGCUGCCCUCUCUAGACCUAGUAUUCUCUUCAAACCGAGGGGAACUGGAGACCUUAGGCACAACUUGCCCCACAGAAAACUUGGCAGUUGGAGGUAAUACUUCACAAACUGGAUCAAAGAACUCAGUUAAUAAAACUGGGAUACCAGGUUCAUCUGGACUAGGCAGCCCUCUUGGCAGAACCCGACAUAGCAGUAGCCAGUCAGAUUUGACUAGCUCUAGCAGCAACUCAUCAGGCCUGAGCUUCACAGCCUGCAUGUCUGAUUUCUCCCUUUAUGUAUUUCAUCCAUAUGGAGCAGGAAAACAAAAAUCUGCUGUUACUGGUCUGACUCCUGGAUCAGGAGCACUAGGUAAUGUAGAUGAGGAGCCCACUUCAGUCACUGGUCGGAAAGAUUCUCUGAGUAUUAACCUUGAGUUUGUGAAAGUAAGUCUCUCAAGAAUAAGACGUUCAGGAGGUGCUUCAUUUUUUGAGAGCCAGUCUGCAAGCAAAGCUGCAAGCAAGAUGGAUACUACAUUAAUAAAUAUAUCUGCUGUCUGUGAUAUAGGAUCUGCUUCUUUUAAAUAUGACAUGCGGCGACUCAGUGAGAUUCUGGCCUUCCCAAGAGCCUGGUAUAGGAGAAGUAUUGCCAGACGCCUUUUUCUAGGUGAUCAAACCAUAAAUCUACCAGCAUCAGGUCCUGGAACACCAGAUUCCAUUGACGGGGUAAGCCAGCAUCUUUCUCCUGAAUCGUCACGUAAAGCAUACUGUAGGACUUGGGAGCAGCCCUGCCAGUCUGCUUCAUUUACACACAUGGCACAGUCAUCCAAUGUUUUUAAUGAGCACAAUACAAACACCAGUAUGUCACCUGGGACAGCAAAUCAUAAUUUAAAAUCUCCGGCUGUUGCACGAUCUCGGAGUGUAUCUGAUUCUUCAGUUCCCCACAGAGAUACACUCUCGAAAACAUCAACACCAUUUAAUAAAUCAAAUAAAGCUGGAAGUCAGCAGGGGACACCAUGGGAAACUCUGGUUGUGUUUGCUAUGAAUUUGAAACAAUUAAAUGUCCAAAUGAAUAUGAGCAAUGUAAUGGGCAAUACUACGUGGACUACCAGUGGUUUGAAAAGCCAAGGACGUUUAUCUGUAGGUAGUAACAGAGACCGUGAAAUUAGCAUGUCUGUUGGUCUGGGAAGAUCCCAGCUGGAUUCCAGAGGAGGUGUGGUUGGAGGUACCAUAGAUGUCAAUACCUUGGAGAUGGUGGCUCAUAUUUCUGAACAUCCAAACCAGCAACCCAGUCACAAAAUUCAGAUUACUUUGGGUUCUACAGAAGCACGUGUUGACUAUAUGGGAUCCAGUAUCCUUAUGGGAAUCUUCAGUAAUGCAGAUCUUAAACUGCAGGAUGAAUGGAAAGUUAAUCUAUAUAAUACCUUGGAUUCUAGUAUUUCUGAUAAAAGUGAGAUAUUUGUCCAUGGAGACUUGAAGUGGGAUAUCUUUCAAGUGAUGAUUUCAAGAUCAACCACCCCAGACCUGAUAAAAAUAGGAAUGAAGCUUCAGGAGUUUUUUACUCAGCAGUUUGAUACCAGCAAACGGGCUUUGUCUACCUGGGGACCUGUUCCUUAUCUUCCUCCUAAGACAGUGGCAAUAGAGAAAAGCUCACACGAGCAAUUGCUGGAUGCAGCCCAUCAUCGCCACUGGCCAGGGGUUUUGAAGGUAGUAUCUGGGGGCCACAUAUCCUUAUUUCAGGUUCCUUUACCAGAAGACGGAAUGCAGUUUGGAGGAUCCAUGAGUUUGCAUGGAAAUCACAUGACACUGGCAUGCUUCCAUGGACCUAAUUUCCGUUCAAAAUCUUGGGCACUGUUUCACCUUGAAGAACCCAACAUUGCAUUUUGGACAGAAGCACAAAAAAUUUGGGAAGAUGGUUCUAGUGAGCAUUCUACUUAUGUUGUACAAACACUGGACUUUCAUUUGGGUCAUAAUACAAUGGUCACCAAACCCUGUGGAGCCCUAGAAAGUCCUAUGGCAACGAUCACCAAGAUAACAAGGCGCCGCCAUGAAAACCCACCACAUGGGGUUGCAAGUGUGAAAGAAUGGUUCAAUUAUGUUACUGCUACAAGGAAUGAAGAACUAAACCUGCUUCGAAACGUUGAUGCUAAUAACACAGAAAGCAGCACAACAGUGAAAAGCUCAAGCUUGUUAAGUGGAUUCAGAGGAGGAUCCAGUUACAACCACGAGACUGAAACCAUCUUUGCAUUACCAAGGAUGCAAUUGGACUUUAAAUCCAUUCAUGUUCAAGAGCCACAGGAACCUUCAUUACAAGACACCAGUGUUAAACCAACGGUGGAGUGCAGUGUAGUAACUGAAUUCACAGACCACAUCUGUGUGACGAUGGAUGCUGAAUUAAUCAUGUUUCUGCAUGACUUGGUGUCUGCUUAUCUUAAAGAAAAAGAAAAAGCCAUCUUUCCACCUCGUAUUUUGUCUACUCGACCAGGACAGAAAAGUCCAGUUAGUGUACUUGAUGAGAGUUCCACUGAGAAAGAUGCAGAAGGAAGCAUUACUUACACUACUGUAGACUGGAGAGAAUUUAUGUGCAAUACUUGGCAUCUGGAACCCACACUUAGAUUAAUCUCUUGGACUGGAAGAAAGAUUGACCCAGUGGGUGUUGAUUACAUUCUUCAAAAAUUGGGCUUUCAUCAUGCCAGGACUACUAUUCCUAAGUGGCUUCAACGGGGCGUAAUGGACCCACUGGACAAAGUUCUGUCAGUCCUUAUAAAAAAACUUGGUACUGCUCUACAGGAUGAAAAAGAAAAAAAAGGAAAAGACAAGGAAGAACACUGAUGAUAUAAUUUGUGACAAAACUAUAUUUCCUUUCUGUCUGAGACUGGUAUUUUAUUGUAUAAUAAGAAUUUAUUUUAAGUAUGAUUUAAAGAGAAACCUAACAGCUUUUUUUGCUACUAUAUUUAAAACUUACAUUGUAAGUGACUGUUUACAGUGGUUUACAAUACCAUUCUGUAUGUGGUAAAGUAUUGCAUGAUUAUGACCAAUGUAUAUUCUGUGAAAGAAUAGGUGAAAUACUGUAAAUCUGCUGUUUAGCAUUAACAGUUUUAUUAUGUGCAAUAUGAUUCGUGCAUCUUUAAAAUAUGUGAAGAUUAACUGUGAAUUUUCAUAACUUUUAUUGGCCAUAACACACAAACCCUUGUUAAUGUGACUGUUAAUGGCUUUUUUUUGUCAGUGUAGACUUGUGUAAAUUCCUGUAUGUAUAUAAUUUAUGGAACUGAUUGUCAUAGUGCUAAAAAUCAUUCUAAGUUUUACACUUGUAAUAAAAAACAGUAACUGUGUUGUAAAAAAAAAUUUAAGUUCCUUAUUCUGAAAAAGUAGCAGUAAGAAGUGUUAGUGGGGCAUGCACACUUGUGUCCCCUAAUUCAAGCACUGGAAAUACGUUACAUUAGAGUUUUAAUUGUACAAGUUCGAAGAAAAAAGUCUGUAGUAUAUAAUGUCUUCAGCUGUAAUUGGAUGGGAACAGGCAGAGCUAGGGGAACAUUCAUUAAUAAUGAAAUAGAAAAAUGACAAGCUAACCAGUGCAAAUCUGAGAGUUUAAUACAGUAAAUAAAAAUCUAUCUUCCACCAGCUGGAAGCCUACAGAAAUCUCUGGAAGCCAUGAUUUUUCAGACACUUUUUAUUUGGUAAGACUUCUAGCACUUGAACAUCACACAUUACUUUGCUCCUCUCAGGAUUACUAAGAACUCUACAUUAUGUUAUAUAUGUGUGUAGUUUAACACUUUUGCUUGCAUCUAUUAUAAUUUUUUAAAGCCCAACAUUCAUUAGUGCAAUGUGAAUAAAGUUAAAAUUAAAUGUCUGUACAUGCACACCCAGCUGUAUAAAAAUAACUCUUCUGGCCA
Gopherus evgoodei (Goodes thornscrub tortoise) is the source of this 16195-nucleotide messenger RNA. It is a transcript of the gene BLTP1, whose product is annotated as KIAA1109 ortholog. Gene Ontology annotation, biological process: synaptic vesicle endocytosis. NCBI's taxonomy places the organism in Eukaryota, Metazoa, Chordata, Testudines, Testudinidae. The record is from RefSeq and is a predicted model, not a curated record.